Messenger RNA from Lycium ferocissimum, 1284 nucleotides. Its product is annotated as terpene synthase 17-like. The coding region runs from base 1 to 1284 and encodes 427 amino acids. Lineage: Eukaryota; Viridiplantae; Streptophyta; Magnoliopsida; Solanales; Solanaceae. The transcript has 7 exons. The record is from RefSeq and is a predicted model, not a curated record. Gene Ontology annotation, molecular function: magnesium ion binding; terpene synthase activity. Gene Ontology annotation, biological process: diterpenoid biosynthetic process.
AUGGCAGAUGCUUUUAGGAAGUUUACUGACGAUCAAGGAAAUUUCAACGAAGCAUUGGUUAGCGACUUGCAAGGAAUGUUGAGCUUGUAUGAGGCAGCACAAUUUAGAGUACAUGGUGAACAAAUUCUGGAUGAUGCACUAAGUUUCACCACCACCCAAUUGAAACCACUUUUGCCAAAAUUGAGUAACUCCCUUGCAAAACAAGUCAGUAGUGCAUUGAAGUUUUCAAUUAGAGAUGGUAUAGUGAGGGUAGGAACACAGAAGUACAUAUCUUUUUACAAAAACGAUGAAUCACGAAAUGAAGUAUUAUUAAACUUUGCCAUAUUGGACUACAACAUCUUGCAGAGGUUGCAUAAAAAGGAGCUAUGUGAUAUCACAAGGUGGUGGAAGGAAUUGGAAAUCGUGAAGGUAGUACCUUAUGCAAGGGACAGAUUGGUUGAGUUAUAUUUCUGGAGUUUAGCAGUAAACUUUGAGCCCCAAUAUAGCGUUUCGAGGGAGAUAUUAACAAAAGUUUUAUGCUUUUGUUCUAUUAUGGAUGAUACAUUUGAUACAUAUGGGACACUAGAGGAACUUACUCUCCUCAUGGAGGGAAUUGAAAGGUGGAAUAUUGAUGCUUCAGAACAGUUACCACCAUAUAUGAAGAUUACUUACCGUGCUCUUUUAGAUCUCUACAAUGAAAUAGAGAAAGAGUUGGCAAAUGAAAACAAAUCAUUUCUAGUCAACUAUUCCAUAAAUGAGGUAAUAAAGGUUGUCAAGGCUUACUUCCAAGAGGCAAAAUGGUAUCAUGGGAAGAAAGUGCCAACGAUGGAGCAGUAUGUGAAGAAUGGAGCUCGAUCUAGCACUUAUAAUUUGCUUGCAACUACUUUUUGCUUAGGCAUGGGAGAAGUAGCAACUAAGGAUGCAUUUGAUUGGAUAGCAACUGAACCUACAAUACUUGUUGCUUCCGGUAUCAUUGCAAGAUUACUUAAUGAUAUUGUAUCACACGAGGUAGAACAGGAAAGAGGAGAUGCAGCUUCUGCUAUCGAAUGUUACAUGAAUGAAUAUGGAGUCACAAAGGAAGAAGCACGAGUGGGGAUUAGGAAAAUAAUAGAGAAUUGUUGGAAGGAUUUGAAUCAAGACUACCUCAAACACACAGUCGGUAUACCGAGGAUUUUGCUCAUGUCUGUGUUCAACCUUACAAGGGCGGCAGAAUUCGUUUAUAAAGAUGAAGUUGCUUAUAGUUUUUCCAAAUAUAACUUGAAAGACGUCAUUUCUAUGGUGCUAAUUGAUCGUAUUAUAGCAUGA